This is a messenger RNA of Mercenaria mercenaria, 3155 nucleotides long. RefSeq lists its product as uncharacterized. Gene Ontology annotation, molecular function: N-acetyltransferase activity. The transcript is spliced from 2 exons. NCBI's taxonomy places the organism in Eukaryota, Metazoa, Mollusca, Bivalvia, Venerida, Veneridae. The coding region runs from base 89 to 787 and encodes 232 amino acids. The record is from RefSeq and is a predicted model, not a curated record.
UUAGGGUUAUGAUCCGGACGUCGUCAUUGCAAUCUUGAGUUAUUUCCCUUACAUACAAAUUGCCGUUUGUGAUACUUAAGGAGACGUUAUGGAUAAAGUGAAGUCUAGGAAAGAUCUUUUGAAGGUUGUUCAAGACAUUGACGCUGGUCUCGGACUGACUGGCAUGCAUUUAGAACUUGCAUCUGAUGAGCGUGUGCAUGAAAUGGUUGAUUUUCUAAUAGAGCAUUUCUUUCCUGAUGAAACUCUAUCAAAGUCGAUUGGUUUGGUGAUCAGUGAAUAUGGGAAGAAACUCCUUGUUGAGAGAUACAAAGAUAACUUAUCAUUGUUACUUGUGUCAGAUGUCACAAAUAAAGUCAUUGGAGUGAGGACCAUUAAAGUUAUACCCGUUGGAGGACAGACUAUAAAUUUAAGCAGCAUUGAAGAUGAAAGGAUUCGAAAAGUGAUCACCUUUUUACGUCAUAAAGGUUCAGACAUGAAUGUUUACAAAUAUUUUGGAAUUGAUUGUGCUGUGCAUUUUAUCAAUCUUGGAAUCCAUAAAGACUAUAGGAACAUGGGCUUGGGGUCUACACUGAUGAAUGCUGCAAUGUCCUAUGUGAAAGAGAUAGGACUUGACCCUGUGUGUAUUACAGGAGAGGGAACCUCAGACUAUUCACAAAAAAUCUAUGAAAAAUGCAGCUUUGAGGUUAUUCACACAGUUAAGUAUGAAGACUAUAUAAAAGAUGGAGAGAUAGUUUUCAAAAAUACGGGUCUCAACAAAUCUUGCAAGUUUUAUGUAAAAAAGCUUUAGACAGUUUUCCUUCACACUAAAACAAACUAUUUUGAUCUGAUGUAGAGGGUGUUCAAAAAAGAGAGUGAUUCGUCAAGUAGUAUGUUAUAAUCAUCCCACCAAAAGGUGAAGGGAGAUAUAUCCAAGGUACUGUAAAUUAGGAAGUUUUUGCAUGACAAAAAUUUGAUUUCACACAAACAGACAAUUUCGUGAAGUUUUGAAUUUGUGAGCAGAUGGCUGUAAAAACGGUCGGAAAUUUCAGAUGAUUUCCAUAAAAUUACAUAGACCAAAAUUUGGAAAAUGAAAAUCUUAUUUUGAAGAAUUUUAUUCUAAGAAAGUAUUAACUAAGCAGACCCAGCUCUCGUGGACGAUCAUUUUGACUUUUAGUUAUGAAAGUUGCGAAAUUGAAAGCGUUAUAAAAUUUCUAAUUGGCAUACUUCAGGAUAUGCCGGAAUGGCUGAUUACUGAAACUGACGGAAAUUUUAAAGAAAUAUUAAAACUUUUCUUGAAUUUGCAUACGCAAAGAAUAUGCGAAAAUUAGUGAAAAAUUAAACAGUGUGGAUAUUACCCGAUUUACAAUAUCAUGAAUAUGAAAGGGAUUUUUAUAGAGACCAUUGAGAGGAAUUGCUGUGUAUAAGAAACAUAACUCUUUCUGUCUUACUUUUAUUAUUAGUUCACCUGAACUCUGUAAGCUUGAAGAACAUUUGUUUCUAAACACAAACCAGAGCAGAAAAAAAACUAAGGUCACUGAACUUGUUUUAAUUAUACAGGGCAUUUUCUUUUCCCACUGUUUAAGUAUUUCUGAAAUUAUGUAAAAUUGAAAAAAUGGGGGUACUUUAUAAAACAUAUAUUGUCCCACUUAAUGUUAUAGGGAUUUCAGAUCUAACUGGUUACUUUUAUAAAUUUAUACAAGGUGAUAUCAGUAUUGUGUAAGCAUAAAUAUCACUUGCAAAUCUUUUUCAUUUUUACUUGUUGAUAUAUUUACCCCAACAACAUUAUAUUUUAUUGUAUUUAAAUCUACAAAAAAAUUCUGAUGUUAAGAUUUUAAAAAUAUUUUGCAGCCUUAAUGACACAAAAAAAAUGGAAAGAAAAAAAUUUGGGUUCACCGUGAAUCUAAGAGAUUUAUUUAGAAAAAAAAAACAUUUAAAAACUGAUGAAUUUGAUAUUUUCAGUUCUUUUUGUUAGCUCACCUGAGCACGGGGUGAGCUAUUUUGAUCGCUCACAGUCCGGCGUUCGUUCGUCGUCCGUCCGGGUUCAAAUGUGGCCCCGCCCUGGGCCUAGGGCUUUGAUAUUUAUUAUGAAGCAUCAUCUAGAGGUCCUCUACCAACAGCGUUUUUUGCCAUUCUGGGAAAAGGCCCGGUAACGGUUGAAUUGAGAAAAAUAACGUUUUUUUUAUUAAAAUUGGGAGAAAUUUCAGGGUUUUACUCAAAUAGGGAAUUCUUGAUAAUAACAUAAGGUAACAAAUGUAAUUAUUAUCGAUUUGUAAUUAUCAGUUAUACAAUACCUGUUGUUUUGGUAAAUACGGUAUUGGUCGAUUUGACUGAGCGGGAAAUUGUUCAUGUUUUUCACGUGUUAUAAACCGUGGUAUAUAAGUCUGUGCAGUCGUGCAUUCGCCACUUGAGGCUUAGAAUAUUGACAGCUAACGUGUAAACUAUGACCCACCCUCCCGCCCUGUUUUUGGGUCUGGGACAGAUGGUCAUAUUAUGUAGGUGGGAGCCAUAAUAUGCAGAUAGUUAUGGUAUACAAGUAGUCAUAUUGUGCAGAUGGUCUUAGUAUACAGGUGACCGUAAUAUGCAGGUGGUCUUAGUAUACUGGUGACCGUAAUAUGCAGAUGGUCUUAGUAUACUAUACAGGUGACCGUAUAAUAUGCAGAUGGUCUUAGUAUACAGGUGACCGUAAUAUGCAGGUGGUCUUAGUAUACUGGUGACCAAAGUAUACAGGUGGACGUAGUAUACAGGUAAUCAUAAUAUGCAUGUGUUCGUAAUAUACUUAUGGUCAUAGUAUAUAGGUGGUCGUUGUACAAAGGUUGUCACAUCAGACAGUUGUCAUAUUAUACAGGUGAUCAUAAGGCCUUGUCAACAGGUUCAAACGUAUCACUGUUACUCACUUCAUCCAUGAGUUUUCCUAUCGUUACAUGUGUUAAGAUUUACAUUAUUUCUCAUAUUAUUAUAUAUAUCAGAAGUACAAUCGACGGUCUGUAUCUUGUUACGAUAUUAAGAAGCAUUAUAUUUUUGAUAAUUUGACAUUCACUAGCUUUUAGUCUUGUUUCAGACACAGAACCGAGCCACCAAGGAUACAGGAACAAUUAAAGAACAUUAUUGAAAUGUUGCAUUUAUUCCGCGAAUAUUGUAACGAUGUUAGCUGUCAAUACAAUAGCCUAAACCUAUUA